UCUCUGUCUCUCUCUAGAACAACAGUUCACACUUUCCGCUAUUGCUCUCUCUCUUCCUCCGCAAGCUUCUCCUUCCCUCACCACCGUCGUCCUCCGUCCACCGUCCACCGUCCACCGUCCAUUACAAGAACCCUCGUUUCCUUUCCUCCAAUUUCCUCUGCAAACGCUUCGCCUCCUCUCUUGCCCGACGCCUUCAGGGCCUACUUUUUUCGCCGUUUCGUCGGGACCUGAAUCCGCCGCCGUGAGAGGAGGACGAUGCUCGAAAGCGCCUCUCCUUCGAAGCCCUUCGACGGCGUCCGCUUCGUUCUGCUCGGCUUCGAUCCCAACGUUCGACAAGAUGUUUUGUUGAAGCUUGUUGAUGGCGGCGGGGUUGACGCGGGUGGAUACGGUCCGAAUUGCAGUCAUUUGAUCGUUGAUAGAAUUGUUUACGAUGAUCCCGCGUGUGUCGCUGCUCAGAAAGAUGGCAAGGUAGUCGUCACUGGCUUGUGGGUCGAUCACAGCUAUGACAUCGGAAUGCCUGUUGAUGCUUCAUCGAUUAUGUACAGGCCUCUGAAAGAUUUGAAUGGAAUACCUGGUGCUGAAGGUCUAAUCAUGUGCUUAACUGGUUAUCAACGGCAAGAUCGAGAUGACAUAAUGACAAUGGUUGGGUUAAUGGGAGCACAAUUUUCUAAACCCCUGGUGGCAAACAAAGUUACCCACCUUAUCUGCUACAAGUUUGAGGGGGAGAAGUAUGAGCUUGCCAAGAAAAUAAUGACAAUAAAGCUUGUUAAUCAUCGUUGGUUAGAGGAUUGUUUAAGGGACUGGGAAAUUCUUCCAGAAGAUAACUAUAGCAAGAGUGGCUAUGAGUUGGAAAUGGUGGCAGAAGCUAAAGAUUCUGAAGAAGAGGCUGAAGAAAAGCAACCUAGGGAAAAUGCUGAACAUAGGAGUCCUUCUAAUUCGAAAGUUGGGAUCUCUAGCUCCUCUGUGCCUUUGUCUGCAGCUAAGUCAUCAAAAGCACCCACAGGUUUAAAUGAAAUGGAAGGUCAAUCAACUAGUGCUAAGUACUUGUCAUGUACUCCAACUAAGGUGGCAGAAAGCCUGUCAGUCAGGAAUGACCUUAAUCAUCUUCCAAUAUCCAUUUCUCAUCAUGUAAGUCCUUUACAAACUGCAACUUCUGGUAGUCUAACUGAAGUGAAACAGAAAACUCCUGCGUCGAGCAGGAGCAAGGAACCAUGUGCUUCCAGAAGCAUUGAGGCAUCUGAGCUUGAUGCUGAGCAUAGUGCUUUGAGUUACUCAAGGAAAGCUCCAAGGAGAACCUCAUUUCCUCCACAAGCUGUAGAGGGAUCAGCUGAUGCAAAUUCUUCUCUCAGAAUACGUCCACGCAAAUUAGAUGGUGAUAUUGAAAACUCAUCCUUCAAAGCCAAAGACAGGGAUGGCGUUGGUUCUACUUGUAUCUACACUCCUUCACAAAAUCUGGAGGCACACUGUGAAGAGUCAAAAGGUACAGUUGCCCAAAAGAGGCCUGACGUUUCCCCGUCCCAAACGAGUUAUUAUGAAAAGCCAUGCAUCUCAGGGAGCCCUUUAACAGGUAGUAAAACUGAAGGAUCCGAGGUAAGAGGAUUGAUUGAUCAUCAUGGGGGAGCUCAUGAUCUUUUAUAUCCAAGAAAUGGUGCCCAUUAUACAAAUGAAACUGCUGAUGUUAAUAUGGUGGAGAAUAAAUCUAUAUGCAUUUCAACGAACAAGUCCAACAGGUCUAAUGAAGAAUCAGCAGCAUGUCAGUUGCCUUUCGCAAAUAUUGUCAACUUUGAUAUGGAGAGAGAUAAGAAUGAUGAUGACAAGAUAACUCAGACAUCUUCUGGUGGACCGGGAAAGCUUGCCUCAAUUAGCCUGACUGCCGUUGGACAAAUUAAUGUUGAAGAGCCUAGACAUCAACCAGGGGAAGUUGGCAAGCAACCUUGGCUACAACCUGCUAAGAUUUCGACCCCCACAAACCAGGCAAUGGAUGUUGAAGAGCCCUCUAAACCUACAAAAUGUGAUGCCCCCGAGAGUAACGGUGAUAAAAAUACUAAAACGCAGUCGCAGAAGAAGGUGGCUAAAAGAAAGACUUUGGGUUCUAAGACCAAGGUCAGUAAAUCUGCAGACACAAAAGGCUCAAUAUGCCCAAGCAAGGCAGCUUCCUCAACUGAUGCAAAGAGCUCUUCAAAUGGCAGGGAAAGUACAGUUAUUUCUGACAAAUCUCCUGGCAAUCACAGUGAUAUGGCUCAUGCACAAAAUGGUAUUGCAUCAUUGGUGGGGGCGAAGGAUAUUAUGCAAGCUGAGGAUGGCAUUAAGGAUAUUAUGGAUGAGGAUACUGAGGCCCCUGAGGACAAGGAUGAUUGUGCUUUGGAGGAAGCAAUAAAUAAAGGAAAUCCUGAUGAAUAUCAGUUGAUACAAAAAGAAGACGUGCAUAUGGAGGAGACUUCGAAUUGUUUGGUGAAGGAAACAAAUAUCUCUAGUGAUCACAUGCCUGAUGAUGCUACUAAAUCUAAAGGAGGUUCAAGCAAAGAAAAAUCACUAAGGACCUAUGGCAAAACUUAUGGGCUAAAAAAGCCAAAUUCGAGGGCAGCAAUAGAAGGCAAAAUUAUUAAAGGAACUAAAAGUUCUACUGGUAAGAAGCGAAAGACAGUCCCUGAUGAUAAUGGGAAACCGGGAUGCAAUGUUGGCUUGGAUGGGGGAGCGUCAUCUCUUCUGCAUGAGGACCGAAGGGUGGAAGAGCACAAUGGAUUUGCAUGUUCUUCAGGCACAGCGAAACCAAACAGAUUUGAGAGCUCCACUGAAGUAGAGAAGGAGAACCAACCAGUUCUGAAUGCGGACCAUGGUAUUAGUCAGGGCAAAUUACAAAAUCAGAAAGCCUCUGAUAAAUCAGGCAGAAUGAAUUGGCAAAAUGAUGAAGAGGCUAAAAAAAACUGUGGAAACUCAGUAUUAGCAGAAACUCUCAACGGAAGAAGAACGGAACCUGCGUGGUUUAUACUGAGUGGACAUAGGCAAAAGAGGAAAGAAUUUCAACAAGUUGUUCGACGUCUCAGAGGGAGAUUAUGUGCAAAUUCCCAUAAAUGGUCAUACCAGGCAACGCACUUCAUAUCUCCAGAUCCUGUGCGCAGGACUGAGAAGUUUUUUGCAGCUGCUGCUUCUGGAAGGUGGAUUCUGAAGCCUGAAUAUCUGACUGCUAGUAGUGAGGCAGGAAAGUUUCUGGCUGAGGACCCUUAUGAAUGGCACAAAAACGGCCUUAGCCAAGAUGGUGCAAUUAACUUUGAGGCUCCAAGAAAAUGGCGGCUCUUAAGGGAGAGGACAGGACAUGGUGCCUUCUAUGACAUGCGUAUAAUAAUUUAUGGCGAAUGUAUCACACCACCUCUGGACACACUGAAGCGUGUUGUGAAGGCUGGGGAUGGGGCUAUUCUAGCAACUUCUCCACCUUAUGAUCGGUUCCUUAACACCAGAGUUGACUUCGCCAUCAUCAGUCCUGGGAUGCCACGAGUGGAUGUGUGGGUCCAGGAAUUCCUGAAGCAUGAGAUACCAUGCAUUGCGGCAGACUACCUAGUUGAGUACGUGUGCAAACCAGGAUACUCACUCGAGAAGCAUGUGUUGUACGGCACACAUGCCUGGGCAGAGAAGUCGUUUUCCCGACUGCAGUCAAAGGCAAAAGAGGUGGUGAACUUAGCACCGCCAGACAAUGGUGGAAGUGAUAUACGUUGCCAAGCUUGUGGUUCUUGUGAUAGAGGGGAGGUGAUGCUCAUCUGUGGUGAUGAGAGCGGUUCAGUUGGUUGUGGGAUAGGCACUCAUAUUGAUUGCUGUGAUCCUCCACUCAAAGCUGUUCCAGAAGAGGAUUGGCUUUGUCCAAGGUGUAUCCAAAGUACAAAGAAAACCACAAAAUCUGCUCCAAAAAGGAAACGUGGAACAGCGUCAUCAAGGUGCAAGUGAUCAAUUUAUGUUAUGUUAAGACUCUGAUCGUGUCAAGGUGGGAAAUCUGUAAAUUUUUGGGGGGUACGGGAUAAAGGUAGAAAUGCCAGGUUUAACAUAUUACUCCUAAUAAGUUGCUUGAUUCAAGUGCACCCCAGUUUUAACUGUAGUCAUGUAGCGGAGAGAGUGACUACUCUUUUCUAGACUUGCUUGUUGAUAGUCAUGAAAGUCAGUCGCGGAUUUGUUCCUUCACCGGCAAUCUGUAAUCCUGCAGCUUAUUGCUGCAUUAACCUGUGAAAUGAUCAUUUAUUCCCAUGCA
This is a messenger RNA of Eucalyptus grandis, 4234 nucleotides long. RefSeq names its product BRCT domain-containing protein At4g02110. The transcript has 10 exons. Bases 256 to 3936 code for a protein of 1226 amino acids. NCBI's taxonomy places the organism in Eukaryota, Viridiplantae, Streptophyta, Magnoliopsida, Myrtales, Myrtaceae. The record is from RefSeq and is a predicted model, not a curated record.